Messenger RNA from Paraglomus brasilianum, 1181 nucleotides. NCBI's taxonomy places the organism in Eukaryota, Fungi, Glomeromycota, Glomeromycetes, Paraglomerales, Paraglomeraceae. The record is from the annotation of a GenBank genome assembly.
AAAAAUGGACUAAAUCAGAUACAACUACAACUCAAAAAACUACUGGCAGCGAUAAAGGUGGUAAAACUACUAGUGGGGAUGCUUCAAAAUAUCAGGUCAUGUCUAAGGAAUUAACCCAAAAGACUGACCAAUAUGGAAAGGUUUCAACUUUCGACCAAAAAUCAGAUACGACCAUUACUACUCACAAAGGAGUUAAUUAUGCUCCAUUAGAGUAUUUUGAUACUGGGAAUUGGGCUAAAUAUUUAGAAGCCUUAAAAAUGUAUCACGAGCAAAACGAAGAAGAAUAUAGUAAAUUACCGGACACUUCCAACCGAAAACCUCGCGUUGCUAUUCGAACUAAAAAUGGCGAAAAUUUGCUUAAAGCCUAUCAAAAAGAAAUUAAAAGACAAGGAGAAUUCAAACUAAUUACCAAAGAAGAAUUUUUAGCCCGAAUUAGAGGAGAAAGAGAGGGAUUUUCAAAAGUGGUUGGCUAUGAAAAAAUUUUGAAAUUAGUAGCCGACUAUUUGGCUAGAGACCCAGGAUUGGGAAAAACUUAUAUUUGUCAAGCAAUCGGUAAAGCCUUAGGAACUGGAUAUUAUCGAAUUUCUUUAAAUGGUAAAAAUUCUUCUUCAAUUAUUUACGGAAGUUCUAUUGAAAAUCCGGGGGCUGAAAUGGGAGGGAUUGUUAAAGCGAUUAGUGAAAAUAAAAGCCAAUUUACAGUAACGUUUUUUGACGAAAUAGAAAAGGCAGGAAAAGAAGCCAAAGAUGCGAUUGGUGAACCAACUGACCGGACUGGAAAUGCUGAAUUUAAGGAUGCUUUAUAUGAUUUCAUAACUCCUUGUAAUAACUUAUUAUUCUUUUGUGCCUUAAACUAUGCCGAAGAAUUACCAGAUUUUAUCCGCGACCGAUUCACUAUGAUUGAAGUAGAACCUCCUUCUUACCAACAAAGGAUAGAAAUAUUACAGGCUUUAUUAAUGAGUUCAAUGAAAAAAUUUGAGGAACCCUUUCAAGGGAUUUAUCAUAAAACCUGGCAAGAAAUUUAUAAUAUUUUCAAUAAAGAAGAAUUAUUAAAAAAGGCCUUAACUAAAACCAUGAGUAUUCGAGGUGCCAAAAGUAAUAUUGCUAUUUUGAUUAACAGAAUGCGAGUUGAUUUCUUAAUUGAGGAAAAAAAUCUUCCUACUGAUGUAGUUAACUACAAUUGA